AUGCUUGCAAGAUAUGAGAAGGUGGAGAGUGCAGGUGGUGGUGUAUAAGUGGAGCACAUCUGCCAUCUCCCAGCUGUGUCGAAUGGUCCUGUCCUGAGCACAGUCUCCUCUUGGCCUCUCCCAUGGUAGAAACAGCAGGAUGUUGAUCUCGUUCCUUCUCCUGCUCCUUGCUACAGCUUGCAUGGCCUCCAUGGGUGUCGGACUAUGGGUCGUCGGCAACCACUUCCUCACCACAGACAUCCCUGCUGCCAUCAGCCAUCCAGUGAGACUGUGGGUCUUUAACUGCAUCUUCCAGCUUUUGAUAACAUGGGGGAUGAUUUUUGAGAAACUGAGAAUCUGCUCUAUGCCCCAGUUUGUCCGUUUCGUUCACGAUCUGCCGCCACUAAGGAAGCAUCCGGAUGUGGUGGUCAAGGACCUCCGGUUUGGGACAAUCCCCAUGAAGCUGUACCAGCCCAAGGCAUCCACAAGCUGUCUCAGGCCUGGCAUUGUGUUCUUCCAUGGUGGCGGGGGCAUCUUAGGGAGCCUGAAAACACACCAUGGCAUAUGCUGUAAUUUGUGCAAGAAGAGUGAUGCGGUGGUUCUAGCAGUUGGAUACCGCAUGAUGCCUAAGCAUAAGUUUCCAGUGAUAGUAACAGACUGCAUGGUGGGUACAAUCCACUUCUUGAAGUCCUUGAAUACGUAUGGGGUGGAUCCAGCCCGGGUCAUAGUCUGUGGUGACAGUGUGGGCGGGGCCGUGGCAACAGUCCUUUGUCAAAAGUUUGUGGACCGUUCUGAUCUCCCCAAGAUUCGUGCUCAGAUCCUCAUCUAUUCCACUCUCCAGAGCCUGGAUUUCCAGUCCCCUUCCUAUCAGCAGAACAAAAACAUUCCACUGCUCAGCCAGAAUUUGAUCUUUUAUUGUUGGUGUGGUUACCUGGACAUCAGCCCCUCCUGGAGAAGCGCUGUAUUGAAAGGCUCCCACUUGCCUGCGGAAGUCUGGGAAAAGUACAGGAAGUGGUUGGGUGCAGAAAACAUCCCAGACAAGUUUAAGAAGAGAGGUUACCUGCCUGUGUCCCGUGAGCCCCUGAAUGAGGCUGCCUAUCUGGAGACAAAAAUCAUUCUAGAUGUGAUGAACUCACCCUUGAUUGCAGACGAUGAAGUAGUGUCUCAGCUCCCUGAAGCUUGCAUCGUGAGCUGUGAGUAUGAUGUACUUCGGGACGAUUCGCUGUUGUACAAGAAGAGGUUGGAGGACCUGGGGGUUAGAGUAACUUGGCACCACAUGGAGGAUGGUUUUCACGGAGUGUUGACCACCAUUGACAUGAGCUUCUUUUAUUUCCCCUGCUCCUCGAGGAUUCUGGAUGCUGUGGCUCAUUUCAUAAAGGGGCUGUGACCAUUUUUCCUUCCUGCUGCAGUUGCAAAAGUAUGGAUUCUGCCAUCAUCUGGUUCUCAUCGAGGGUCCCUGUUGUUCAUGUAGGUGAUGCUGGGUAGGGCUGGGGAGAGUGUGGAGGUUACCAUGUCAUCUUACAUCAGGUUCUUGAAUCCUAGAAUGCAUGUCUCUGAUGUCUAAAAGGAGAACAGCAGAACAAACAGGUUUAGGGAAAGGGUGGGCUCUCUGUCCAUGAUCCAUGAUCACUGUCAGGGAAAAAUCGAGCUGACAUUCUUAAAUGACCAUUUGCAAAAGGGAAUGAACAAGUAAAGACCAUUCAUGGCCUCCUUGAGGGAGAGUUCAGGCUGCCCAGGCUGAUCCAGGCUGUGGGCAAUAGGAGUGUCUACUUGUCUGGGCCUUGGAAUAAGCUGGGAGCAUCAUGUGCAAUCUCAUGGGCCUCUUCCAAUCUGGCUCAGAGGGCAGGGGUCCUGAUGUCCUAGUACUGGGUGGUGGUGCAGAAACUGGUUUCAUCUUCCUCCUCUGGGUACAUGGUGACAUUUUCCCUGCCCUUUCUCUGUCUCUGAGCUCAGUCUCAACUGCCUGGACUGGAAGAGUGAAGAUGGAUUGAGUAGGUUUUCCAUGGUGGUUGACGCUUAGUGGUAGAUAAAAACAGACUGGAGCUCUUGGAGUCAAAGUCAGGCUUUCAGCCAAGGGCUCAUAAGCAAUAUUAUAUGUUGAAGGGUUAAUGCGGCCACAAUAGGGAAAGCAGAGAUGUGCCUGCAAACGGGACUCUCUGCCUGGGCUGAACGUGCUUACAAACAAGAUGUUCUGCCAAGGAGACUGGACACAGCCUUGAGUUUAAUGGUCCCUUGCAAAUAAGGGAACAUUCCCUUCCUGUGAUAAGGAGGAAGAAAGGGCUCUGGACAGACUCUGCAGUAAGCAGGAAUUUCACUCCCUUUUGCUGUACAAUAACAUUUAUGCACAUGCACUAUACUGAGAAGGCUUAGUCAUACAGUCUGGAAUUCUGCCCAGGGGGGCUAUAUAAAAGUAAACCGCAAGCUUGCUCGCUUGCGCAGUUCUUUUUCCUCCGG
Capra hircus (goat) is the source of this 2433-nucleotide messenger RNA. It is a transcript of the gene AADACL3, whose product is annotated as arylacetamide deacetylase like 3. The transcript has 4 exons. The record is from RefSeq and is a predicted model, not a curated record. The coding region runs from base 140 to 1366 and encodes 408 amino acids. Gene Ontology annotation, cellular component: membrane. Gene Ontology annotation, molecular function: carboxylic ester hydrolase activity. Lineage: Eukaryota; Metazoa; Chordata; Mammalia; Artiodactyla; Bovidae.